CUUGUCGGUGGGAUUGCGCGUGCGCUUAGGUCGGGUCAGAGGAGUCAUCGCGUUCGCCCCUGCUGGGGUCUGUCCUCACGAUAAUCAAGCAAAAGAAAGAUGAGCUUCAUCUGUGGACUGCAGCUUGCUAUUAGAAACUGUGUUUUCUUCCGAUUUAAUUCACUGGCCAACUGGAGAAAAUGUAACACACUAGCAGUAACCUCGCUGGACUGUCCUCAAGUACAAAUUAAUCAUAUAGUAAAUACAUAUCAAGGACUGGGAGUAAAUCAGUGUAAUAGGUUGGCUUUUCUGCCUGGAAACUUUCAUUUCUAUAGGACUUUUAGUAACAAAAGAACAGGAUGCCUCUCAAGUACGAAAAGUAAGGAAAUUUGGAUGAUCACCCGCAAAUGUGCUGCAUGGAAUGAGUCUUUUUCAAGACAGCUACUGAUAAAAGAAGUUCUAGUAGUUCCUGCUCUUUCAGUAUUGUGCCCUCUAAGCUAUCCUCCAUUAAGAGCUGUAAGGAAUUUCCACACUUCUCCCCGGUUUCAAGCUGCUCCGGUUCCUCUCUUACUGAUCAUUCUUAAACCAGUGCAGAAGCUACUUGCAAUCAUCGUAGGCAGGGGCAUAAGGAAAUGGUGGCAGGCACUUCCUCCUAACAAGAAGGAACUAUUUAAAGAAAGUGUAAAGAAAAAUAAAUGGAAGUUAUUCCUUGGUUUGAGUAGUUUUGGAUUGCUAUUCAUAGUGUUUUAUUUUACUCACCUGGAAGUGAGUCCAGUCACAGGAAGGAGCAAGCUACUAUUAUUGGGGAAAGAGCAUUUCAGACUUUUAUCAGAACUGGAAUAUGAAGCAUGGAUGGAAGAAUUUAAAAAUGAUAUGUUAACUGAGAAAGAUGACCGAUACCUGACUGCUAAAAAAGUAGUUUAUCAUCUAAUUGAAUGCAAUAAAGAUAUCCCAGGGAUCUCUGAGGUCAAUUGGAUUAUUCAUGUGGUUGAUUCCCCAGAUAUAAAUGCCUUUGUAUUUCCAAAUGGACAAAUGUUUAUUUUCACUGGGCUUUUAAAUAGUGUGACUGAUAUUCAUCAACUUUCCUUCCUUCUGGGCCAUGAAAUAGCACAUGUAGUACUUGGGCAUGCUGCAGAAAAGGCUAGCAUGGUUCAUUUCUUGGAUUUUCUUGGUAUGAUUUUUCUCACAAUGAUUUGGGCCCUUUGUCCUCGAGAUAGUUUGGCACUUUUGGGCCAGUGGAUACAGUCUAAAUUGCAGGAGUAUAUGUUUGAUAGGCCGUACAAUAGAACAUUGGAGGCUGAAGCUGACAAAAUUGGACUACUGCUUGCUGCAAAGGCUCUCAAAAUUAGAGAGAUCUGUAACUGCCCACCACUUUCUGGACCAGACCCUCGAUUACUAUUCAAACUUGGCAUGAAACAUGUUCUUGAGGAAUCAGAGAAAGAAGACCUAAAUGUCACUGUUAAGAAACAGGAUAUGGAUACUCUUCCAAUUCAAAAACAGGAGCAAAUAUCUUUACAUACAUAGUUGAGAAAAAAACUUGCAGUUGAAUUGAAAUUUAUGAGACACAAGAUAUAUGAAGAAUACAGCAAUCCUUAUCAUUUCUAUGUUAUUACUUUUUUUAAUGUUUAAAUGAAAAAAAGUAUAUUCAGGUCAAAUCAUGUAUAUUACAGAUAUCUAAAUUCUUCUACUGGGUAGUUAUUUUUUAUGAAAUAUUGAUGUAUUUUAAUCUAUUUUAAAAUAUUUUCAAUGAGGAAAAUGUCACAGAAUA
Messenger RNA from Galeopterus variegatus (Sunda flying lemur), 1747 nucleotides. RefSeq names its product OMA1 zinc metallopeptidase (gene OMA1). Gene Ontology annotation, biological process: mitochondrial protein processing; protein quality control for misfolded or incompletely synthesized proteins. Bases 100 to 1503 code for a protein of 467 amino acids. Gene Ontology annotation, molecular function: metalloendopeptidase activity. Gene Ontology annotation, cellular component: mitochondrial inner membrane. The record is from RefSeq and is a predicted model, not a curated record. Lineage: Eukaryota; Metazoa; Chordata; Mammalia; Dermoptera; Cynocephalidae. The transcript is spliced from 8 exons.